This is a messenger RNA of Hydractinia symbiolongicarpus, 2160 nucleotides long. Its product is annotated as glucoside xylosyltransferase 2-like. Gene Ontology annotation, molecular function: UDP-xylosyltransferase activity. The transcript has a single exon. Gene Ontology annotation, biological process: protein O-linked glycosylation via N-acetylgalactosamine. Bases 83 to 1417 code for a protein of 444 amino acids. NCBI's taxonomy places the organism in Eukaryota, Metazoa, Cnidaria, Hydrozoa, Anthoathecata, Hydractiniidae. The record is from RefSeq and is a predicted model, not a curated record.
UUUUGUUUAAAUUAACUUUAUAUCUUUUUCUUUUAGAAAAAAAAAUGAUGAUUAAUUUUUUUAUGAAAACCUUUUAUGAAUUAUGAAAAGAAAAAUGCCUAAACUAAUGUUAUCAGCGGUCUCAUAUGAACCUUUAUGUUCAGAGGAAAUUGGUGAUGUCAAUGGUCCACCUAGAACAAAAAAGAAAGGUAUACUAUGUGCGUCAUCUAAAAAACGUAUGUAUGCUUUAAUGAUCCUGUCUGGUGUUGCUCUUUUGUGGGUAUUUAUUUAUUAUAAGCUAUUAAAUCACCGAUUUGAGCUUCCAGAACCAUUAAGAGAAUUGCGAAAGAUGUUUGGGGAUGGUGAGGUAAAAAAGAGGCGUGGUCGAGAAGAUGAGACAGAAAAUGUGGUUGUCACUACUUUGGCAGAUACAGCAUGUCUUCCUCAGUUUUCUAAAGAACGAAAACCUGAAUAUAUACAUAUUGCUAUUGUGUCCUGUGGAAAACUGGCGGAUGAAGCCCUAGUAAAUAUGAAGGCAGCAACAUUAGUUUCAAAUGCUAACCUCUUUUUUCACAUAUUUACAGAUGAAAAACAUAUAAAACGGAAAACAUUUGAUAAAGAGCUACAGAGCUGGCCAGCAAUGACACAGCAUUGGCUCAUGUUUACAGUGUAUCCAAUAUAUUACCCAGUAAGCCAGGACCAUACACAAUGGUUGGAAUUGUUUAAACUGUGUGCCUCACAAAGAUUGUUUCUUGCUUCAAUUCUUGUUCAUAUAGACUCAGUUAUAUAUGUUGAUACUGAUGUUUUAUUUUUAAGACCACCGGAAGACCUGUGGGAGUAUUUUAAUAACUUUAACAAUACACAAAUUGCAGGCAUGGUCAGAGAAUGCGAACCAAGUACUUCAAAUUGUUGGUAUAACAAACAACUCUCUCAUCCAUAUGUCCAACCAUAUGGCGUAAACAGUGGUGUAAUGUUGAUGAAUUUAACGAGAAUGCGAAAUUUAAAAUGGGAGCAUGAGCUGAUCAGUAUAUACAACGAUUAUAAUUCUAAAAUUGCCUAUGGCGAUCAAGAUAUCUUAAAUAUUUAUUUUCAUCGCCACAUGAAAAGUUUGUUUUUUUUAUCUUGUGAUUGGAACUAUCGACCACUUCACUGCAUACACGGAAAUUUAUGUUCCAAAGCAAAACGAAAUGGUGUUUCCUUAAUGCAUGGUAAUCAUGGUGUAUUUCGGGAUAAAAAAUUACUUCCUGAAUUUUUUGCAGUGUACGAUGCAUACAGUGACUACGAAUUUUCCCAUAAUGUAUUUCAAAAGGACGUUGUUAAGAACGCAUAUGAGAAGCUUUCAAAGCUGGCUAAAAAGAAAGAUGCUUCUAAAUGCACAAGGAUGAAGAAUGCGAUGUUGAAGCAUAUUCGCUGUAAAAAGACAGAUAGUGCGCAUUAGCAUUAUGAAUAAAUUGCUGUAGCACGUUAUUCUUUAUUUAAUUUUUUUUCAAUGCAUGUGCAUAAAAAAAUGUUAAAGUUUUUAAGUCAUGUAGGCAUUAUUCAUGAAUUCUGGUAAGAGAAUAAUUUUAGAGCAGAGUGGCCAAAAGUCCUUAAAUCUCAUAGACGAUGUAAAAAAUGGAGACCUAAAAUCUCUUUUUAGUACUGUCAUUGUUGUAACAAGGUGUUAUUGUUAGUAGUAGUUUUAUAAUAUUAAUUGAAAACCAGUCUUUUUCGCAAGAGUAUAGUAAUCCAUAUGUUGAAAAAUUUUUGCUUUAUAGAACAAGAAUAGGAAUAUCAUAAUAAAUUGUAACUUGUUUGUGAACCUUUUCCAAAUAGCACCUUGUAUGUUUAGCAAAACAUACAGUAGAAUUUUUCAAUUAAAUUGGUUUCUCUAUAGAUAUGUGUGAUUAUAUAUAAAUGUUUAUAUAAAUGGAUCAUAUAAUCUGCAGCAUUUUUAAAAGCAAAUUCUGUUACAUAAAAUAUUAAACCCAGGCAAAUUUAUUGAUUUGCACAUGUAAAUACGUAUCACUAUUGCAUUAUUUAAAGUUAUUCGAGUAAUUGUUUAAGAAAUGGGAAAACUGAACACCUGUAAAACUAUUUUUCUAAGAAGCCCAAUUUAAUUUAGAAUAUUUAUGUUAUGAAAUGCUAUUGUAACUUAUUAUUAUUUAUAUUAUUUUAAGCAAAGAAAUCUUCUUAGAUCAA